AUGUGGAUACCUACAGAAGAGGAGAAAAUCGGAGUUGUGAUCUGCAACUUCCGAUCAUCAAUAUGUCAGGCCCUGGUCCUGGAGAUUGGGGAAACGGUGCAGAUUCUGGAGAAGAGUGAAGGUUGGUAUAGAGGCUUUUCUACCAAGAAGCCUUCUAUCAAGGGUAUUUUCCCAGUCAGCUAUGUCCACUUGAAGAAAUCUACAGUGACAAACAGAGGGCUGUGCGAGACAGUGGUGCCCCUGGAGGACCCCAUUAUCACGGAGACCACCUCCACAUUGCAGGAAUGGGGCGUCUUGUGGAAGCAGCUCUAUGUGAAACACAAGGUGGAUCUGUUCCAUAAGCUGCGCCAUGUGAUGAAUGAGCUCAUCGACCUGCGUCGGCAGCUGAUCCAGGGCCACCUCGCCCAGGACCAGACUCGUGAGAUCAAGCGACACAUCACCGUACGGCUUGACUGGGGCAAUGAGCACCUUGGCUUAGACCUUGUUCCCAGAAAGGAGUUUGAAAUGGUGGAUCCAGAUCAGAUCAGCGUAUCAGAGCUAUACAAACUGCACGUAUCCAGCAGACACUGUGGUCAACAAAGCACAAACCAGGGUGAUAGCAUGAGACAGCGCCAUGGUGACGGUUGCCGUGUCCCCGUGUCGCACCACCUCUUCAUCAAUCUGAAGAGCUUUACUUACAACAGCAUCAGCGAGGAUGCGGACGUCUUCUUUUCUCUGUACGACACUCGCGAGGCCAAACAGAUCAGUGAGAAGUUCAUGGUGAAACUGAACAAAAACGGAGGACCAAAGAAUCCAGAGAAGGUUGAUCGUCUGUGUGCUCUCUUCACGGACCUUAGCAGUAAAGACUUGAAGAGGGACCUCUACAUUGUUGCACAUGUCAUAAGAACUGGCCGUAUGCUGCUCAAUGACUCAAAGAAAGGCCCACCUCAUGUGCAGUACAGACGACCUUAUGGCUGUGCUGUACUUGCCAUGAGUGAUGUUUUCCACACCAUCACAGACCUCAAAGAGGAGAAAGACUUUGUGCUUAAAGUUUAUACAUGUAACAAUGAGAACGAGUGGUACCAGGUACACGAGAACAUCAUCCGCAAGUCCAACACCAAGUACUCAGCCCCCAGCACCAACUAUGGCCUCAUCAUUUCCCUGCAGCUGCUGCGAGGUGAGCUGGAGCAGAUCAGACGGGAGAACCAGGCUGUGUUCAACAGGGCCUUGGCACUCACACGCAAACUGGGUUUCCCAGAUGUCAUCCUGCCAGGUGACACACGCAAUGACCUGUAUCUGACUCUGGAGCGGGGGGAGUUUGAGAGGGGUGGCAAGAGCGUCCAGAAGAACAUUGAAGUCACCCUCUAUGUGCUGUACGCCGACGGGGACACACUCAAAGACUGCAUCAGUUUGGGCAGCGGAGAGCCCAACACCUGUGAAUAUCGCUCGUUCGUCCUGUAUCACAACAACAGCCCUCGCUGGAGCGAGAUGGUCAAGCUGCCCAUUCCCAUCGAUCGCUUCAGAGGGUCCCACCUACGCUUCGAGUUCAGACACUGCUCCACUAAAGACAAAGGGGAGAAAAAGCUCUUUGGUUUUGCCUUCACUCCCCUGAUGAGAGAAGAUGGGACCACACUGUCAGAUGAGAGCCACGAGCUGUAUGUGUACAAGUGUGAUGAAAACGCCACCUUCAGUAACCAGGGUCUGUACCUGAGCCUGCCCUGCUGUAAGGAGGACUUCAACAGCUGCCCCAACCUACCGGCCAACCUGCCCUUCCAGAGAAGCCCCAAAGAAACCUUCUGGGUCUCCACAAUACUCUGCUCCACCAAACUCACGCAAAACGUGGACCUUCUGGCUCUUCUGAACUGGAAGGCCCAUCCAGACAGAGUGUUGGACAUCCUCGGUCGACUACGUCAGAUCAGUGGAGAGGAGAUUGUCAAGUUCUUGCGAGAUGUCCUGGAUACGCUCUUCUGUCUUUUAGAUGACAAUACUGAUAAAUACGGACCACUGGUAUUCCAGUCUCUGGUGUUCAUCAUUAACCUGCUCAGGGACAGCCGUUUCUACCACUUCAGACCUGUCAUGGACUCCUACAUCCAAAACCACUUUGCUGGAGCCUUGGCAUACAAAGAGCUGAUUCGAUGCCUGAAGUGGUACAUGGACCGCUCAGCUGAGGUCGUCCGGCAGGACCACAUACAGGAAGCCAUGAGAGCACUGGAGUAUCUGUUCAAGUUCAUCGUCCAGUCUCGUAUCCUGUACUCGAGAGCCACCUGUGGGAUGGAGGAGGAGCAGUUCAGGGCGAGCAUCCAGGAGCUCUUCCAGUCCAUUCGAUUUGUCCUGAGUCUGGACAGUCGCAGCUCAGAGAACCUGGUGUUCACACAGGCAGCGCUGUUGAACAGUUUCCCCGAUAUCUUUGAUGAGCUGCUGCAGAUGUUCACAGUUCAGGAGGUGGCUGAAUAUGUCAGGGGAACCCUGGGGAGCAUGCCCAGCACAGUGGACAUUGGCCAGUCUAUGGAUGUAGUCAAACUGCAGUCCAUUGCUCGCACAGUUGAGAGUCGCCUCUUCUUCUUUCCUGAGUCCCGUAGUAUUUUGCUGCCGGUGGUUCUGCAUCACAUCCACCUGCAUCUACGCCAGCAGAGGGAGCUGCUCAUUUGUUCUGGGAUCCUGGGCAGCAUCUUUUCCAUAAUCAAGACAAGCUCCAUGGAGUCUUCUGUUCAGGAUGAGGUGGAGAUGAUGGUGGAGAGCUUACUGGAUGUGCUGCUGCAGACUCUGCUAUCCAUCAUGAGCAAAUCUCACUCUGUGGAGACGUCCAGAGGACAGCGCUGUCCCCAGUGCACGGCUGAGAUAACGGGGGAGUACGUUUCCUGUCUUCUUUCUCUGCUCCGACAAAUGACAGAGAUCCACUUUCACCAUCUACUCAAUAACUUCCAUAGCAAGGAGGAGCUGAAGGAGUUCCUGUUGAAGAUCUUCUGCGUGUUUCGCAAUCUGAUGAAACUGACUAUCUUCCCCCGAGACUGGAGUGUCAUGCGGCUUCUAACUAGUCAUAUCAUCGUGGUGACAACACAGUUUCUGUCUCCGGCGCUGCACAAGAACUUCUCAGAGGCAGAUUUUGAUUUCAAGGUAUGGAACUCCUUUUUCAGCCUCACUGUACUAUACAUCAACCAGCCCAGUCUGCAGCUGGAGGCGCUUGGUCCUGCUAAGAGAAAGAAAGUCCUCGACAAGCAUGGAGAUAUGAGAGUUAUGAUGGCAUAUGAGCUCUUCAGCAUGUGGCAAAAAUUAGGUGACAACAAGCCCCACUUCAUCCCAGGAAUGAUGGGUCCCUUCCUCGGUGUCACGCUAGUGCCUCAGACCGAGGUCCGGAAUAUCAUGAUCCCAAUUUUUCAUGACAUGAUGGAUUGGGAGCAGAGGAAAAACGGCAACUUCAAACAGGUGGAAGCAGAGCUGAUGGAUAAGCUGGACAGCAUGGUGUCGGAUGGGAAAGGCGAUGAUAAUCACAGAGAGCUCUUCAGUCUGUUGACCCAGCUGUUUGGUCCUUACCCAAGCUUGCUGGAGAAGAUUGAGCAGGAGACCUGGAGAGAAACGGGAAUCUCGUUUGUCACAUCAGUCACAAGACUUGUUGAGCGAUUACUGGAUUACAGGGACUGCAUGAAAGGAGAUGAAAUGGAGAACAAGAAAAUUGGUGGUUCCGUCAACCUUAUGAACUUCUACAAAUCGGAGGUCAACAAGGAGGACAUGUAUAUCCGUUACAUCCACAAGCUGUGUGACCUCCAUCUCCAAGCUGAGGACUUCACAGAGGCAGCGUUCACCUUGCUGCUGUACUGGGAGCUGCUGCAGUGGGAGGACCGGCCCCUGAGGGAUUUUCUCCACUACCCCUGUCAGAGCGAGUGGCAGCGCAAGGAGAACCUGAGUCGUAAAAUCCUCCACUACUUCAACAAGGGCAAGUGCUGGGAAUAUGGGAUCUCUCUCUGCCGGGAGCUGGCUUUCCAGUAUGAGACUUUAUAUGAUUAUCAGAGCCUCAGCUGGAUACGGAAAAUGGAGGCAGCGUACUAUGACAACAUCAUUGAACAGCAGAGGAUUGAACCGGAGUUCUUUCGAAUGGGCUUCUAUGGCAGGAAGUUUCCUUUCUUCCUCAGGAACAAAGAGUUUGUCUGUCGUGGUUAUGACUACGAGCGGCUUGAGGAUUUCCAGCAAAGGAUGCUGGGGGAAUUUCCACAAGCCAUCGCCAUGCAGCAUCCCAACCAACCAGACGACACCAUCCUGCAGAGCGACGCUCAGUACUUGCAGAUCUAUGCGGUGACUCCAGUGUCAGACAUCUCUGAUGUGCCUCAGCUGGAACGUGUGCCUGAGAGGAUCAAGAGUUUCUACCGCAUAAACAAUGUCAGCCGCUUCCACUAUGACAGGCCUUUCCACAAGGGGCCCAAGGACCGCGAGAAUGAGUUCAGGAGUUUAUGGAUUGAGAGAACAACCUUGAUCCUCUCCCGUCCUCUCCCUGGGAUCUCCCGCUGGGCGGAGGUGGAGAGGAGAGAAGUGGUGGAGGUGAGCCCCCUGGAAAAUGCCAUUUAUGUGGUGGAGAAUAAGACCCAGGAGCUGCGGACUUUGAUAAGCCAGUACCAACACAGACAGCAUCACGGCAACAUCAACCCGCUCAGCAUGUGCCUCAACGGCGUCAUAGAUGCUGCUGUGAACGGAGGCAUCGCAAGAUAUCAGGAGGCCUUCUUUGACAAGGACUACAUCAGCAGUCACCCUGAGGACACAGAGAGGAUCACGCACCUGAAGGAUCUCAUGCAGGAGCAGGUGCACAUUCUUGGAGUGGGUCUGGCUGUUCAUGAGAAGCUGGUGCAUCCGGAGAUGCGUCCUCUGCACAAGAAGCUCGUAGACCAGUUCCAUAUGAUGAGGACAGGUUUACACCAUUAUAUGGUUGGAUCCCAGCAGGGUGUGCCUGGCGUGGAUCGAUUUGGCCCAGCAGGCUGCCAAGGGGUCAAUUCUCCUCGAGGCAUCCUCUCCUCCCACAGCCACAUGAGCCCUGAGAGUGUCCGCCUCAUGCACAGACACAGCCCUCUGAACCUGCAGGGUUCAAUCCGUCACUCAUCCUCCUCCCUGUCCUCUCACACGUCGAGCGAGGCAGGAAACCUCGUCAUAAUGACCGACGGCCUGAUGGGGGAGCACCCUGAGGAGGCAUUACACAUGCAGCCGAGCCCCUCGUCCUCCAGCCUGAGCUCAAUCCGCUCCAACUCCUCCCAGAUUAUCAACUCUGCUCCAUCAAGUGCCAGAGGCUCUCCGUCAUUGCCCGAUAAGGCCAAACACAACCGAGAAGUGAUGAUACUGUUGCCGUCUCAUCGCGAGAGGGCCAACAACUCCAUGUACUACAACAUGGCAGAGAACGGACAGAACAACCACAUGCAGCGUGCCUUACUUCAGCAAGUUAGCCCCUGUAAGCCUUGUGCUGAUCCUCACAUGAAUCUACCAGAGAAAGUCUUUCCCAAUGUGCCCACCAGCUGGGGUCUGGACGGAGAGAACAGGGAGCAGGUGUCCUACAUGCCAGGUUCUACUGGAGGGGUAAUCAUGCCGCCUGUCCCACCCAGGUCCUUCCCACCAGGACAUUUCCUGAUGCACUGUGAUGCGUUUCACCACCAGAACAGUGACCCUCCUCCUGCCCUGCCUGUCCGUUCUCUCAGAAAGUCUCCUCUCCACCCAAUCCCUGGCUCCCCCACCAGCCCUCAGUCAGCUUUGGGGGGCAGUAACUCCACUCUGUCGGGCAGCGCCAGCAGCGGCGUUUCCUCAUUGAGUGAGAGUAACUUCGGAGGUCAGUAUCCUGAUCCUGGUCCCAUCAGGAACGACGCCUUGGAGCCUCUUCCCAGUCACCUGUGGUCCCCCCCUGACGAGUACCUGGCCUCUCCCUACCUACACAUCCACUACGGAGGACCAGAAAUCGACUCCAUGGACCCAGUCCGCCCUUUUCACUACCGUAGCCCUGCCUCGCACCCACACACCCACCCGCACCCGCACGCUCAUGCCCACCCCGGGCUGGACAGCCACCCCCACGGGCCACCGCCUCACCACCAUGCUCCCACUCACGGCCCUCAUCACAUUCCCUACCGCAGGCCUCAGCCUCCAGCUGUGCCCCCCAAACCCUACCUGAGAGAGGGCUGCAUCCCUGAGGAGGAGCUGCCACCUCAGCCCAUCCCGCUGCCUCGCAGGAUCUUCCACUCCCCUCAUGGCCACAGGGAGGACCAGGGGAAACACGCCUGGGAGCAGUGCAUCAGCGAGGAGCAUGAGGAGGCACAGUGA
Stegastes partitus (bicolor damselfish) is the source of this 6261-nucleotide messenger RNA. Its product is annotated as dedicator of cytokinesis protein 3-like. Gene Ontology annotation, cellular component: cytoplasm; plasma membrane. Gene Ontology annotation, biological process: small GTPase-mediated signal transduction. The transcript has 54 exons. The record is from RefSeq and is a predicted model, not a curated record. The coding region runs from base 1 to 6261 and encodes 2086 amino acids. NCBI's taxonomy places the organism in Eukaryota, Metazoa, Chordata, Actinopteri, Pomacentridae. Gene Ontology annotation, molecular function: guanyl-nucleotide exchange factor activity; small GTPase binding.